Molecule: messenger RNA, 816 nt
Organism: Cinclus cinclus
Lineage: Eukaryota; Metazoa; Chordata; Aves; Passeriformes; Cinclidae
Product: adrenodoxin-like
Exons: 4
Coding region: 268-816 (182 amino acids)
Biological process (GO): P450-containing electron transport chain; positive regulation of oxidoreductase activity
Cellular component (GO): mitochondrion
Molecular function (GO): 2 iron, 2 sulfur cluster binding
Source: RefSeq, a predicted model, not a curated record
UUCACAUGUUGCUGUGCUUCGACCAAUUCCCAUGCCCUGAUGGGCUGGACUGCAGCAAGAUCCGAGCACAAUCCCUUUGUCCAUCCUUCCUUCCUGGUUCCCCUCCCUUCUCCCUCCCUCCACCCUUAGGGAGGUUGUCCUACUCUUCUUUUUUUUUUUUUUUUUUCUUCCCCCCCCCAUCCUCCCCAGCUGUAUAAGUCCCUAAUCAAGCUGUCCUUGCAUCAAAGGACAGCUCAGGGGACACAGAGCAGGGCCCGGAGCAGCAGGAUGGCUCACGGCAUCUUGGGGCUCAUGCGGCCCUUGCAGCGUGGACUGAACAUGAGCAAAAUUCGCCUCGUUCUUCUCUGUGGUGUGACUGAGCAGCACCACAGCCUGGCAAAGUGGACAGAAAGAGGCUUCAGCUCCACACAUGGGUUCCAGGAUGGCUCUGGGGAGUCAAGCUCCGAGGGUCAGGUGACAGUACAUUUUAUAAAUCGGGAUGGAGAGCGACUUACGACCACAGCCAAAGAAGGGCAGAGUUUGCUGGAAGUGGUAGUCAAUCACAACUUGGCCAUUGAUGGAUUUGGUGCCUGUGAAGGGACAUUAGCCUGCUCGACCUGUCACCUCAUCUUUGACAAGGACACCUUCCAAAAGCUUGAUGCCAUCUCAGAUGAAGAACUCGACAUGCUGGACUUGGCAUAUGGACUCACUGACACCUCGCGCCUUGGCUGCCAGGUGUGUGUGAAGAAGUCGAUGGAUGGUCUGACGGUGAGGGUGCCCAUGGAUGUGUCUGACAUGAGGAGGCAGCUGGAGGUUGGAAAGCAAAGCAAACAGUAA